Sordaria macrospora k-hell is the source of this 558-nucleotide messenger RNA. RefSeq lists its product as uncharacterized. Gene Ontology annotation, cellular component: kinetochore; Mis6-Sim4 complex. Lineage: Eukaryota; Fungi; Ascomycota; Sordariomycetes; Sordariales; Sordariaceae. The record is from RefSeq and is a predicted model, not a curated record. Gene Ontology annotation, biological process: chromosome segregation.
AUGGCACCGACCGAGACAAAGAUCCUCAGCGACUACUUGCUAGUCCCCGCACAGCUGCCUGCUAUCAUCUCCUUGCAAGAGUUCAUUGACCUUUUCCCGCGCUCUCUUCAAUCUUCGCCUCAGGUCAGAAACUUGUAUCGCGAUCUACAAACCCAGAGAAAUGCUGUCGUCGACUCAGUUGCAGCCGAGAUCGAGGCGGAGGCCAAGCGCGGCAGGGCAAUGCGCCAGGUCAUGAUCAAGGCCAAAAGGGAGGAGGACUCGCAAGAGAAUGAUGACGAAGCUGAAAUUGAACAGAUUCUGUUUGGUUCGACUUCUGAUUCGCAACCCCCCAAGCAUAGCAUUGGUUCCAUUCUUCCUGAUCUUGAAGGCGCCGUGUCGGAGCUUGAGAGUGAGCUUCAGCUUCUUGGAGAGGAAGAGGCAGCACUUUUAGCGUCCAUUCAGCAAACCGUGGGCAGCAUGAGCGAUCUACGUUAUGGCCGCUUUGCUAAUGGCCAACUCCGUGAUCAAGUGCUCGAAGGGCUGGAGAGCUUGCGCGAGACCUGCAAAUCCAAAAAAUAA